Effrenium voratum is the source of this 270-nucleotide messenger RNA. The record is from the annotation of a GenBank genome assembly. Lineage: Eukaryota; Dinophyceae; Suessiales; Symbiodiniaceae.
AUGGUGACGGAUGCGCAGCGCAGCGGGUUGCACCUCGCGGCGGAGUCGGGGGCUGCGGAGGCCUGUGACCUGCUCUUGGAGAUGGCCGAGGACGCCGCUGCGCUGCUGAAUUGUCAGGACUGGGAAGGGGCCACCGCAGCGCAUAUGGCUGUGCGAGGUGGUCACGCGGAGGUGUGCCGGCGGCUGGCAGAGCAGCGAGCGGACCUGCAGGUGCCCCCGGCUCAGUCCGUAUUUGACGUCCGGUUCCAUGUUCAUGCACUGGAGGGGUAG